AUAUUUCUGUUCUUACUCUCUCAGUAUACUUUCAGAUUUUUCUUUUCAUCACACAUAACACAAACAUUAACCUCUUUCUCUUUCUCUUUCUCUUUCUCUCAGAGUUCACAAAUCUUCACCAAACCUUCAACGAACCCUUACUCUCUCACAUUUUCUCUCUAUUUUGAAGCGUUAGUUCCCACAACACUUCAUUUAAUGGCCAACACUCGUCGGCGCCGAUGAAGAUCUCCGGCGAGACCACCCGCGCCCCGCGCCCAUUCCCGUCGACCAUUGCAGUUCCCUCACCGGACUCCGAUCUCCAGCCGCACCGCCGGCCAUCCCGCCGGAAUCCCCGAACUCCAGCUCGCCUCAAGCGGCUCGCCGGAACUUCGGCUGGAAAACGGAGCAGGCCAGAAACCCCCUUGUCCAAGUGGAAGAUCCACGGCGGCGUCAGCGGUGGCGGUGAUCCGCUCGAGGAGCUCGACAGGGAAAAGGAACUUCCGCCUCCCGCUGCCGUGUCGGUGAGGAAGCUCGCUGCUGCACUAUGGCGGCUGCAGCUGCCGGAAACGGCGGCGGGCGAUGGCGGAAGGCGAAGGGGUUUGAGAAAGAUCGGUGAAGAUCGUUUGGGAGUUGUUGAGCAUGGAACUGGCCAUGUAGACCAUCAAUUUCUCAGCCAUCAAAAGGGCAUGAUGCAUGGUUCUGCUAUCAAGAAUCCAUCACAAAGUCCUCGUACCAUUUCAGGGACUACGGGUAGACACUUUUGUGAGCUCAAGCCGCCUUUCCAGUUUUCAAGUACUGCAAUGGAGGGUGCAACAAAGUGGGAUCCUGUUUGUUUAAAAACAUCAGAUGAGGUGCAAAAUAUCUACAGUCAAAUGAAACUUCUUGACCAAAAGGUUAAUACUGCUUCUGCUGUAUCUGCUCUUGAAGCUGAAAUAGAGCAGGCUCGUGCACAGAUUCAGGAGCUUGAGACUGAGCGCCACUCCUCCAAAAAGAAACUUGAACAUUUCUUGAAGAAAUUGGGUGAAGAGAGGGCCUCAUGGCGAAGCAAAGAGCAUGAGAAAAUUCGUGCUUAUGUUGAUGACAUUAAAUCAGAGUUGAGUCGAGAAAGGAAAAGCCGCCAGAGGAUUGAAAUUGUCAAUUCCAGGCUGGUUAAUGAGUUAGCUGAUACCAAGUUAUUAGCAAAACGCUACAUACAGGAUUAUGAAAAGGAAAGGAAGGCCAGAGAAUUAAUUGAGGAAAUUUGUGAUGAGCUUGCUAAGGAAAUUGGAGAAGAUAAGGCUGAAAUUGAAGCACUGAAGAGGGAAUCUAUGAAACUUAGGGAAGAAGUGGAAGAGGAGAGGAAGAUGUUGCAGAUGGCUGAAGUAUGGCGUGAAGAGCGUGUUCAUAUGAAAUUGAUUGAUGCCAAAGUUGCACUUGAUGAAAAGUACUCACAGAUGAAUAAAUUGAUUGCUGAUUUGGAAACCUUUGUCAAAUCAAUGAAUGUGAACCCAAAUGCAAAGGAUAUGAAAGAGGCACGGUCACUUCAACAGGCUGCAGCUGCUGUAGACAUUCAAGACAUCAAGGAAUUUUCGUAUGAGCCAGCUAAUCCAGAUGAUAUUUUUUCCAUUUUUGAAGAUUUAAAUUUCGUUGAACCCAACGAGAAGGAUAUUGAAUCAUGUGUUGCUUACUCUCCAGUAAGUCAUGCGUCAAAGAUUCACACAGUGAGUCCUGAAGGCAACUUGAUUAGUAAGGAUAACUUUCAAAGAUGUUCUAAUUUAUUUAUUGAUGACAAUGGCGAUAUUGAGGAAGAUGAAAGUGGAUGGGAAACGGUGAGCCAUGUUGAGGAUCAAGGAUCAAGUUGUUCACCUGAAGGGAGUACCCUGUCAGUGACAAAGAAUCUUCGAGAAAGUAAUGCCUCAGGGAGGAGUGUGCUUGAAUGGGAAGACAAUGCUGGUGUAGAGACCCCAAUAACUGAAAUUAGUGAAGUGUCUUCAGUACCAGCUAAGCAAUCCAAGAAGGUAUCCUCCAUUGCAAGGCUUUGGAGGUCUGGUCCAAACAGUGGGGAUAAUUACAAGAUAAUUUCUGUGGAAGGAAUGAAUGGAAGGCUUUCAAAUGGAAGGGUAUCUAACGGAGGCGUAAUGUCUCCUGAUUGGGGACUUGACAAAGGUGGAUUAAGCCCCCAAGAACUUCUGAUCCAGUUCAGUUCUCCCGAGUCAGCAAAUCUGCAAAAUCGAGGCAUGAAAGGGUGCAUUCCUCGCACUGUGCAGAAGAGUAGUUUGAAAGCCAGACUUUUGGAGGCUAGGAUGGAAAGCCAGAAGGUUCAGUUGCGCCAUGUUCUUAAACAGAAGAUUUAGAAUGUAAUGUGAGCAUAGGCAGAUAUUCCUCACCUGUAUAACUGCAGAAGGACCCAGAAGCAGCAGUUUUGUUUUGAAUUGUAAGAGUACAAAUCUACUGCUGCCAGAAAAAAACUGCUCAGAAAUGAUGGGGGGUCAUGAAUAAAUGCACUUUUGCUGCCUCAGACUUUGACCAUGUUUCAGUUCAUCACCACCACUGAUAUUUAAAGCAUUCAAAAGAUGAUCUUUCACCCCCUUGUGCCACUGCCUCGCUUAUAUCUAUCAUGAACGGCCUUGCUUCAUUUUGUGUAGAAUUCUAUAUAAGUUACGAGAAGCACGUUGCUUGUAGUGUAUAAUUUAAGUCUGAGGACAAAGAUGCAGGGAAACCAAAUCAUUUUAAGGUAUAGACGAUAGCUUAUCUUUUCAGCAUUUUGAUUUUCUGUCUUAGUUGUGGUUUAGAAUUUGUCAUAGAUUGUAGACCAUGGCAUGAGGAUGAUUUCUGGUCCCAGGACUGAAAAUUCACAAGUGAUAAAAACUUCAUACCUUAAGUCUUGGAUGGACCACGUCAUCUCUGUCUGUGACUGUUUCUUUGGAAUAAUGAGAACCAUUUAUCUAAGAAUAAUGAAACUGAGAUUAAUUUUUUGUUUU
Vigna umbellata (rice bean) is the source of this 2939-nucleotide messenger RNA. RefSeq lists its product as uncharacterized. The record is from RefSeq and is a predicted model, not a curated record. NCBI's taxonomy places the organism in Eukaryota, Viridiplantae, Streptophyta, Magnoliopsida, Fabales, Fabaceae.